Molecule: messenger RNA, 3320 nt
Organism: Pocillopora damicornis (cauliflower coral)
Lineage: Eukaryota; Metazoa; Cnidaria; Anthozoa; Scleractinia; Pocilloporidae
Source: RefSeq, a predicted model, not a curated record
CAUUUUUGUGACCAUGAUAUGCUUCUCCUUGGAUAAAUCAUCACCAUUUCUUUCCUAAGAUCCAUUUAGUUCUUACUAAUGAACCAUUUUCCUUGUCUUACUAAGGAAUGUUUAACAUGUCCGAAAAAAAAGAAACAAAAUUCAAAAUGGCGCCAGUUUUGGAAUCCGCUGACAAGUUAAAUAUUAGGCGCGCUUCUCAGGUAACCGCUCACUAAACAUGGCAUCCACAAAAACAAAUCUACCUGCAUGGUUACUGCUCUCUAAAGACGAUAUCACAAGAUCUGUUGAGUGGAAGGAUUUAACAUCAGAGCUUUUCGAUGCAGUGCAACAUCAGCUUACAGAAAACCACGUGUCUUACUUUUCCGAUCUCACAGAUUCAGAGAAAGUCAUGUUUCUUGAUCGUGCUGGUAAGCUUGUUCGUGACAGCUCUUCGUAUCAAAAGCUGAUGGCAACAGUUUCGGAAACUCUUGAUCGAAAUCUAAAUGAAGAAGUUACCCAAACGAUUAUCGAUGCAUCGAAUACACGUACAAAGGCAGAACUUCUUCUUCAAGAAUCCUCGAAAGCGUCCAUUAGUUUGUUGCAAAGGUGGCCGGAUCUUAAAACCAAAUUGUUUGCUUGUUUGAAUCGUCCUUUACCGACAGAGUUGCGAAGGGCAGUAUGGAAUUGGUUUCUAGCGAAUCCGAUCGUUCGAAAAGAAUAUUUAGAAAAGCUUUCGAGAAACAAACAAGACACUGUUUCACGACACGAUGCAGCCAUUGGACAAAAGUGCAAAGCUUUCUUGUCCUCAGAAUCAAGUCAUUUUAGGCUUGAAUCUUAUCCAGCUUUGCUGAAUAUCAUGAAAACUUCAAUAUCCUACCGGGACGUGAAAGUUAGUAGCACAUCAACGAUAGUUGACACAGACUUCUUGUUGGCCAUACCUUUUGUGAAAGUAAUGGUUGCAGACACUCAUGUUCAACUGAUAAAUGCUGAGGAAAUUGCAAGCUUUGUUGAAGUUUACUUUACCUUCUUGGAUUCAAGACCAUCUUUAAUGAAGGACUCCAAAUCUAAGGAAUUCCUGUUAGCACAAAAACAGUUUGGUAGUAAAAUGGCUGACUACUUGAAUUCCAAAGAUCAGCAGCUUGCAUUAACUCUGCAGAGAAUAUUUUCACAUGACCAGACAACUCAGUUGGCAGAAAGUCUGGCAGCAAUCAUGAGGUCGUAUGCAAGGUGCAUGUUUGUUGGGUUUCUUUCCCUUGAUGUGGUUUGCUACAUUUGGGACCAGUACAUUCUGAGUAUGAAACUUCCUUCCUUCAACUGUAUUGCGACAUUCUCUGCUGUCAUGCUGCUGUUGUUGAGAGAUGAAAUCUUAGUGUGCAGAAAUACCAAAGAGAUUGAGGAAGUUUUGCUCGCUGGGAGCAAAAAACUCACCAUAAGAGACUUUCAAAGAGUGAUUGAUCAUCAUUUCAUGGCUGAUUGGCAGAGGUUGGUUACAGAAGAGGUUCAUGGUUCUGAUUUACCACUUGUGGAUCCAGUAGCAACAGUUGGUAGGUCUGCGCACCCCUGGUCUGGGUGGUUCCGGGGGCAGCCUCCCACUCGUCAGCGAGUCGAAGACCGGCGGCAGACUCGCGAGGAAAGAGAACAGGAACGACGGAGACAACUCAUGGAACAUCGACGAGAAGAAGCCAGGAAGAAGCAAGAACAAAAGGAGGAGAUGCGACGUCGUGAACAGGAGAUGAGGCAAGAGUUUCAAGCACAGAAAAAACGUGAAAAGGAAGGAAUCGUAGCGCUCGAGAAAGAGCUCAAACGUGAAAGACAAGAGCGAUCAUCUGUGGAAAAGAAGAAGGAUGAAGAGAUUGCACGGUUGCAAGUCGAACUUGCGAGACUAAAACGAGUUACUCCAGUCACUAGCCCUGCUAUACGCUCCUCUGGUGCACCUUCAGUGAAGGAGCCAACUCCAGUAAACCCCAGUCCUCGUCUUUCGAGAGCAUCGCGUCAACAGGUCGAGGACAUGGUUCGGUCGUUACUAGGAGCGACGCUUCACAGCCUAGAUUUAGUGGCCCACGGUUCAGAGGAACAGCGGACAAAUCUUGAUAUAAUCACGAAAGACGCUUUGCAGACAAACAGUGACCAGUACAAAGAAGCAGAAAGAGAGUUGUUCGGCAGGGAACUUAACACCGACGAUUGGGACAGAAUGGACGAGGAAGAACGCUCGGAGAACACUAGGAAGCUUAUGACAAGGUUGAAAGAGAUGAGAGACGAAAGCCGGCUUAACGCAACAUGAACACAGGAGCUAGUAACUAAAACAUCUUCAGUGCGUGUGUGCACUUCAUAUGCAACAUUUUAAAGAGUCUAUACCACGGCUUGCGUAACUGCUCGGCUUACUACUUUGCUCAAUUAAAUGGAUACUCCGGAGAAUAUCAUAAUACCUCAGUCGUAAGUGAGCAGGUCUGAGAAGUACCUGACACAAGCCUUUGUCUGUUAUGCGCAAGUUCAUUAUUACUGCUGGAGGGGUCGUUUCGUUGAUUCGAUUCAAGGUGAACUCUGAACGUUUUGUUAUGUGGUCAAGAUUUCAUCACAGAGGAUAAAUACGAAUUAGUCCUCUGAACUUUAAAGUCGCCAGAACUGAAAACUUAGCUAAUUGACCCUUGCAGGGCUUUUAUUUCAAUACAAAAUUCAAAUUGUCAAGAAAUUGAAGCAAAGCACGUGCUAAGAACAGUAGACAUUGGAAUAAAGCGUAGAUCAAGUACCAGCAAAAAAAUCCCAUGUUUAAAAAUGGUAGGGUUCAUUAGGUCACUAAAUAGUUGUACAAUUUUUUUUUUUUGCGAAAUGCCGGAAGUAGUAACACUUUGAGGUUAUUGCCGUCACUUACGUGUAGCGUGAGGUGUUGUCUUUGUUAUGAAGGCGGCGUACAUUCUCGAGUUUGGAGUUCGCGCAGAUGGUGGAGUCGAAAUUCUAGUUUAGAGAAUUAUACUUGAUUUGACUGGAUGAAUAUUGAAAUAACUGACGCUAAUUUCAUAUUUCUCGGAUUUACUUAGAAGAACCAGGUUACUUCCAGCUUUUACUUGAGAAAUUUACUAGGGUUUUUUACUAAAGCGACUUACCGGGUUUUUUCGGGAAUACUUUCUUGUGAGGUUCGCUUCUCCUUGCGCAUACGAGGGCACGUUACUGUUUACAAAUGCGCAGACGCAGAACUUAGGUAUCCAAUUGGUUAUUAAAAAAAACAAACAUAAUCACAAGAUGUGAAUCUCUACUGCACAUAAUUACACCGCUUGAUUUGGACGAGAACUUAAGACAAUGGCGAAACAAAUUGUCAUUUCCAAAUAAACGAGUAUGGUGGUCUC